Phyllopteryx taeniolatus (common seadragon) is the source of this 5055-nucleotide messenger RNA. RefSeq names its product zinc finger protein 135. The record is from RefSeq and is a predicted model, not a curated record. Gene Ontology annotation, molecular function: DNA-binding transcription factor activity, RNA polymerase II-specific; RNA polymerase II cis-regulatory region sequence-specific DNA binding. Lineage: Eukaryota; Metazoa; Chordata; Actinopteri; Syngnathiformes; Syngnathidae. Gene Ontology annotation, cellular component: nucleus. Gene Ontology annotation, biological process: regulation of transcription by RNA polymerase II. The transcript is spliced from 3 exons. The coding region runs from base 252 to 4394 and encodes 1380 amino acids.
UGGCUCGCCUGAGAAGGCGGAGGCCAAUCGAUCCCAAGCACCCUUGCGGUCAAAAAAACCGACGAAGAAGAAUUAACUUCCGGAGAAGGAUGAAUCCUCGGUUGACUACGCGGGUCAGUUAGCCGUGUCCUGAGACGUUUCCCACCUUGGAGAAAACGUCCUCAAAAAUCUCUGCUUAUUCGUGGAGUUAACUUCACAAACACAGGAGCUCGAGUCAAGAGCAAGCUAGCGCUAACAUCACAGCCGCACCAAUGAUGGAGCAAGUUCCGGCCGUUGUGACGGAAGACGUCCGGCCGGAGGAAGAGUCCACAGUCAUGGAUGUCGCGCCGUGCACCCCCACGGAUGGGACAUCGGCAAACAGCGAUGCGCCGCCACGCGAGGACACAGCGGACAGCAAGUGUCCAGUCUCGGUUCAAGAGUUUGGGCUAUUCUGCCAAGAUUGCGGAGAAGCCUUUGGUGAGGAGGCAGCCUACUUGGACCAUCGCAACCAGCACCCCGAUGGAAAGUGCGCAAUGUAUUUGGAGCCGAUGGACUAUUCAGAUGAGGCUGACGAAGAUGAGGAAAGUACUAGUUCCUGUCAGUUAUGCACGUUGUCAUUUGUUGAUAUGAACGAAUUCCGAUCCCACAUGGAAACCCACCGUGUUCAAUCGUCUGGCACCCAGGAGAUUUCUGGGUUCACAAAGCAGAACUCCUUUGAAUGCUCUGAUUGUGGGAAGAGAUAUUCCAUGUUAGGACACUUUCUCAAUCAUCAGCGCACCCACAUUCAGGCUUCCAAAUCUCUAUUUAGUGACUUGGAGGAUUUAAAGAAAAAGUCCUUUCAGUGUGAGACUUGUGGGCGGAAUUAUUCUCGUGCAUCUGCCCUUGACGCCCACCGACGUGGCCAUGAAGAAAAGUUAUUUAAACGCCGAUACAAGACUUCAAGACACAUGACUACUACUGAUGAGUCGACACUCAAGCUAAUUGGAAAGCAGACUUAUGGUACUCCUGAGAAGCUUUUCAAAUGCGCUUGUGGAAAAACCUUUCCUAGUAUGGUGCGUUUGAAGACACACCAGCGAUUCAGCCACAAUAGCGAAUGCUUUCCACAAGAAGCGACAGGAAAGCUGAGGAAAAAUGUUUUUUACUGUCGAGAAUGCAGGAAGGUAUUCCAUGGCCAUCUUGCCUGGUUCAACCAUGAGAAAUGGCAUGAAAACCAUUCGAAAGAUUCUCCGAACAGAUUUCCAUGUGAGUCCUGUGGAAAAGUGUUCAUGACUCAAACCUUCUAUUACAGACAUAACCGCAUGGUGCACAGUGGUGAGACUCCAGCAAAGUCUUUUCUCCAUCAAGUGGGCCAACUGCAGAAGAAAGGAUUUGAAUGUACCGACUGUGGCCUAAAGUUCUCCAGACCAUCAGCGCUUCACUCUCAUCAGCUUCAACACACCAGUGCCUUUGGAGAAACCGAGAAAGUGUCCCAGGCGCAUUCUUCUCUGCUACAUCAGGAAACUUGGGACGGAGAACUGAAAGGCACUCAGCAGUUAAGUCAUCACGUCCUGGCAGAGAAUGUGCUUGCUGACAUUAGGUCUGAAGAUGACCCACAUGUUAAUGAGCCUGAUGAAGAUGUUAUGGAGAGUUAUGAACCUGGGGACUUCAAUGUCCUGGUGAUUAGUGCAAGUGAAUCAGAGGACGAGGCCGUCCAAGAUAUGAACCCUCACCUUGAAUCAGGAUCCGCAUCCGACCAGGAGGGCCGAGACAACGUUUCAGCCAGUAAUCUGGUUUCAAAACCAGAGCUUGACUUGAAAAUUGUACAAGUUGACUUUGAGCCCGCCAAGGGACAGCGCUCACCAGCAGCGGAAGCAGCUGAAGACAACGCAACCAAAGAACGAUUUGAUUGUCCAGAAUGUUACCGGUGGUUUACUAGUGCGGCAUCACUGCGGGCUCACAUAGUGUGGCACAACUUUCGUAAGAGGAGACGUCAGACUAAAGGUCAGUCAGUGGAAGUUUACACUUGUGACAAUGAAGCCCAUACCUUUGCAGCAGGUCAUUUUACAGAAUAUGAGAAUGAAACUAACCAAGAAUUAAACCAGGCAGAACUAUUAAAGCAGAAAACUGUGACAUGUGACAUAUGUGGUACACAUUUUUCACAUUUGCCCAAUCAACGCGAUGAACUUUCACUGUGCCGUAAUUGUGAGACAUCUAGCUUGUUAAACCACAUGAGCAACCGCUCUAUACAGAGGAAAGAGAGCAUUUCGGCUACUACAAAAGUAUACAAUCCAAAGAAAACUCUUCUUGGGCCCAAGAUUUACCACUGCGAGCAGUGUGGGAAAGGUUUUUGGUCUUUAGGAGCUUACUUGCAUCAUAAGCAAAGUCCGAGUCAGUGUAUAGAUGUGAGGCUUAGAACCGGUCGUGCACAGCCUGCGCACCGUGGACGUUCUUGCUCCAGCAUGAAGGUUGCGUGUCCUGUUUGUGGUAGAAAGUUCCGACACAAGGGAAUCAUGACGUUGCACAUGCGCACGCAUGAAAAUGGAAAUCACAAGUGUGAAAUCUGCAACAGAGCUUUUCGCCUUUUUUCCAGUCUGAUCAGACACCAGGUUGUGCAUAAUGAACUCCUGCCACCACCUUGUAAAUCUUUUCAGCAUCAGGUAGAGCAGCUACAAAAGAAUACGUACAGCUGCCCCGACUGCGGGAAGCUGUUUUCCCGGGCCAAAGCACUUCAGUUUCAUAUGAGGUAUCACGGAAAUGAGAGUGGGCAUUCGCCAUCACCACCCAGGUCUUCUGUUAGGCACGAGGACUUUCAGUGUGCCACGUGUCUCAAGCAUUUCAGCAACAGGGCCUCCUUGCGGACGCACAAAAAGCUGUGCAUUACAAAAGAACGUAUAUUGCUUGGUAAGACAGGUACCCUAAAUAAUAAUGAGACAGGGAAAUUGUCUAAGGUGAACUUGCAAGACAGCGCGGUGAAGUUACCACAUAAAGUUAAGAAUGAAAUGGAGGAGGUAGGCAUGGAAAGUCCAAAUACAAACCCCAGUGAGUUCAAAUACAAGUGUAACAAGUGUGAAAGAAGCUUUUCAGUUAUUGGUGCUUUGAACUUGCAUAAAAGAAUUCAUGCUAAGGGUUACAAAAAAGUAGCAAAAGCAACCUUGUCCUCAGCACCUAGCGAGGAAGAGUUAAGGAAAGAUUAUCCAUUUCCCUGCUCAGAAUGCGGGAAGCGAUUUUUGUCCAACUCUGCCCUCGGCUCUCACAAACGAUGGCAUAAAAAUGACAAACGGCCCAAUCUUAAAGAACAGGUUUCCGACCACCAAAGGUCCACACUGCAGCCUCAACCUGACAUUAAACCUAAGACUCACCAAGGUUACCAAGCAUAUGAGCAAGGCUCUCUUUUAGCUGAGCAAAGCAACACUCUGGAAACUAGAGAUACUCAGACAGGUGACACCUCGCUCAAUGUGAACCGGGUCAUGAACGAUGGGGGUGAAACCGUCUCGACGACGACGAUUGCAAAAAAUUACCAGUGUCCCCUCUGCUUGGCGAGCUUUUCCAAAGCCAGGGGCCUUCGUGCCCACACAUGGCAAGCCCACUCAAAGAGUACAGAAAACAAAGCAAAGCGGGUCUUUGAUGCUCAAAACACAAGCUGUGAAAUAACGAGUGAAAGUAUUUCACCAAAAAUAAGCAACCCCCCUGUAAGCAAAUUUGACGCUUCUCCUUUGGUUGUCACAAACCAUGAGUGUGGACUUCACUGUGAAUCUGCUGCCACAGUUCCUGACCAUAAAUUAUGUCCAGCAUCUGAACUGGGUGUCCAGGCUCCUGAGGCCUUAGCUGAGGUCUUGCCGCCUUACAGUCGCCUAUCAGAGCAGAUCGUCAAAUGUCUCUUCAAGUGUGGGAAGUGCGGCAAAGACUUCCAGACUGAGGGGCAGUUAGAGACUCACAAGACCAAGGCAAAGAGCAGGCCUUUUUGCUGCGCCCUGUGCUGCAAUGCCUUUUUAACUGAGAAUCAGCUGCAGCAACACCUCGCCUGGCACGAUCAGAUCCGAUAUCGGCUCCCGAACGAGGUUCGCUUUCGCCUCAGUGCUGCUUUGACCCCAAAGUCUGUCAAACUCACAGGGAACGUACCAAGCCAACAUGCUUUGAAGCAAGAGAGCCAGUCAGUCAGUAGCAGCGAAGCCUUUCUUUCAUCAUCCGCGUUGCAAAACCACAAAUGUUGGCGUUGUAAAAGUGCCGUGUGUGAUUGCGCUGACCCUUCCGUGACCGCCGAUGACUUCAGGUCCCUUUCUAAACAUGACCAGGCAUCUCUUGGUGAUUGCGAUAGCCCUGCAGCUGUUUGGUCAGGAGCUAGAGAUUCCCUUACUUGUCUUGAAUGUGGAGCUACUUUUAGUCAGGAAACUGAUUUGCACCAGCACUAUACCAAACAUGCACAAAGCAUGUAUUAAAGCAUUUGUUUACAUGUAAAGCUUGAGAGACUUUUGCUAUUUGUUUGGUCGAGGAGAUCCCUUUGUAUGUCACUAUACUAGAUUAUGUGUCAAUUCUCCGCUUCCCAGGCUUUCCUGUUUACACCGGAUUAGUAAUGUAUAAAUGUUACCAAUGCCACCUUGUGUGACACUUUAAAACCUUCCACAUACUCAACAUUUUGGUGUCAAGGAAGCACGCCCACUACUAUAAAUUAAAGUUGGAGCUAAUAGUUGUAUCUAUUUUUCUGUCAUUUAAAAUAUUGAAACCUUCUCAAAUGCCAUAUUGGCAGAGCAAACCCAUUGUAUGCACUGUUCAUUAAAGAAACAAAAAAAGCCUGACAUAGUGCACUAAUAUUGUCAGUCUAAAUGUACAUUAUGUACAGAUUGUUUUGCAUGAGUUGACUACUAAGCCCCACCCAUUUCCAUUGUUUAUUUCUAUAUUGUGGAAAAGCUAUUUAUUGAUCAAAUGAAUAUGUGGUACUUGUAUUCAUUCGGGAUGGUUCUUGAUUACUUUACCGCUUAUUUGGGGGAAAGAUCUGUGGAGUAAGUAUGAAUGAAGCUAGUUUUCCUUAGGGUGAUCAUAUGCCUACAUGUUUACAUGCUGUUUCUGAAGCUAAAAUAAAGGGAAAUAUUGUAGUCUGAA